Messenger RNA from Seriola dumerili (greater amberjack), 2265 nucleotides. Its product is annotated as septin-8-A-like. The transcript is spliced from 11 exons. The coding region runs from base 131 to 1411 and encodes 426 amino acids. The record is from RefSeq and is a predicted model, not a curated record. NCBI's taxonomy places the organism in Eukaryota, Metazoa, Chordata, Actinopteri, Carangiformes, Carangidae. Gene Ontology annotation, cellular component: cell division site; septin complex; septin ring. Gene Ontology annotation, molecular function: molecular adaptor activity; GTPase activity; GTP binding. Gene Ontology annotation, biological process: cytoskeleton-dependent cytokinesis.
CGCCCUCCAGCACCGAGGGGGUGUUGCCUCCAAGUGGCCAUAUUGAAAGGAGUGCGAAUCUGUGCCUGUGUGAUGUGGAGAGCAGGUCUGGCUGAAGACUCAUAAUUUCUGCACACAGCCACUUCUGACGAUGGCGGCCACUGAGGUAGAUGUUUUCGCAAAUGAAGCAAAGCGAAACCUGGAGCUCGGAGGCCACGUUGGGUUUGACAGUCUUCCAGAUCAGCUGGUCAGCAAAUCAGUUGCUCAGGGAUUCUGCUUUAACAUCCUAUGUGUAGGUGAGACAGGGAUAGGCAAGUCAACAUUGAUGAACACUCUUUUCAAUACAACAUUUGAAAACGAGGAAGCCAGCCACUAUGAGAGUGAGGUACAUCUUCGCCCCCAAACGUAUGAUCUGCAGGAGAGCAAUGUCAACCUGAAGCUGACCAUUGUGCACACUGUAGGGUUUGGAGACCAGAUCAACAAAGAAGAAAGCUAUAAACCCAUUCUCGAGUAUAUUGAUGCCCAGUUUGAAAGGUACCUUGAGGAAGAACUAAAAAUAAAACGUUCCCUGUUUAACUACCACGACACAAGAAUCCACAUCUGCCUGUACUUCAUCGCUCCCACUGGACACUCCCUCAAAUCCCUGGAUCUUGUCACAAUGAAGAAACUGGACAGCAAGGUUAACAUCAUCCCUGUCAUUGCAAAGGCAGACACAGUAUCCAAGAGUGAACUGGACAAAUUAAAGAUCAAGAUAAUGAGUGAGCUGGUCAGCAAUGGCGUGCAGAUUUAUCAGUUCCCCACAGAGGAUGAGGCUGUUGCAGAGAUCAACUCCUCCAUGAAUACGCAUCUUCCCUUUGCUGUGGUUGGAAGUGUAGAAGACGUUAAAGUAGGAAAUAAGAUGGUGAAAGCAAGAUUGUACCCGUGGGGAUCAGUACAGGUGGAGAAUGAAAACCAUUGUGAUUUUGUGAAGCUGAGGGAGAUGCUACUGCGUGUGAACAUGGAGGAUCUCCGGGAGCAAACACAUGCUCGACACUAUGAACUCUACCGUCGCUGCAAGCUGGAAGAGAUGGGCUUCAAGGACACAGACCCAGACAGCCAGUCGUUCAGCCUUCAGGAGACAUAUGAAGCCAAGAGGAAGGAGUUCCUUGUGGAGCUGCAGCGCAAAGAGGAAGAAAUGAGGCAAAUGUUUGUCAACAAAGUGAAGGAGACAGAAGCAGAGCUGAAAGAAAAGGAAAAAGAGCUUCAUGAGAGGUUUGAGCAGCUCAAGCGGAUGCACCAGGAUGAAAAGAAGAAUCUGGAGGAGAAAAGACGAGAACUGGAGGAGGAGACGAAUGCCUUCAAUAGAAGAAAGGUUGCAGCUGAGACACUGAUGGGACAGGCACUGCAAGGCUGCUCACAGCCGUUCAAGAAGGACAAGGACAAGAAGAAUUGAUUUUUGGAUCAAACAUCCAGGGAACCAGGAAUGUGUCUGCCAUCAGCAUGGGAAAAAGAGACUGUCAUAUCUGGCAUAACUUACUGACACUGUAUGUGUGGACUCAGUGACACAGUGACUAUGCACGUAUGUGAGCCUGAAUAAUGGGAUGGCUAUAAGCCGCUGUGUACUUAUGGAUCAAAAAGCUUCUUUAGUCUUCCAUCUGCGUGCUCCUUAACCUCAGGAAGGAAUUUGAAUUAGAAGACUUUCUACCACAUCAAAAGAUCACAGACUAACAGUCAAGGUUAUUAUUUUUACAAUAUGAAAUAACAGUUUUAUAGAAAUGCACUUAACAUCCCUGGAAGUGAGUCGGACUGCAGUCUUCCAUGUCUACUAAACUCUCCUUUAAAAUUUUAAGCAGUGCUUUGUAGCAUGGUCUCCGCAUGGAUCUUAACCUUCAUUCCUACAAGUAUUAAAAGAUCUGCAUCACCAAAAUUUCAGUUUUUGUACUAAAUGUGCUACUUUCUCUCAUCUGCCAUGUUAUGCCUGUAGUUUUUGUCUGAUGACAGUUUACACUGUGAAAUAUAUAUUAUAGAGUGAAAUAUAUAUUAUGAUUUACAAGCACUUUAAAUCAAUCAUAGUACAUAUUUAGUCAUUAUAAAAGGUGCCCUGUCAUGCUUACAUGUCAGCCCCUAUGUUGUGUCUAACAGAUCUAGUUGAAAGUAUUUCUUAGUUUUAAAUUUAAUCUAUAUAUACUACUGUUACAUGAAAAAAGCCUGGAUGUAUAUAAAUUCAGGAUUAAAUCUCUUAAUGUCAGUAGAUCUGUAUAGGGAGCCUGAGUGGGCCCACUUGCAGAUUUGUAUAUCCUUGUGUAA